Mustela lutreola (European mink) is the source of this 1501-nucleotide messenger RNA. RefSeq names its product coagulation factor VII (gene F7). The coding region runs from base 40 to 1449 and encodes 469 amino acids. The transcript is spliced from 8 exons. Gene Ontology annotation, cellular component: extracellular region. Gene Ontology annotation, molecular function: serine-type endopeptidase activity; calcium ion binding. Gene Ontology annotation, biological process: blood coagulation; proteolysis. The record is from RefSeq and is a predicted model, not a curated record. Lineage: Eukaryota; Metazoa; Chordata; Mammalia; Carnivora; Mustelidae.
UGGAAUGUCCACAGACUGCGUGACCCCACAGGUCUCAGCAUGGUUUCCCAGGCGGGCGAGCUGGCCCUCCUCUGCCUUCUCCUGGGCCUGCAGGGCUCCCUGGCCACAGUGUUCCUCAGGCCGAGGGCGGCCCACGGCGUCCUGCACAGGCCGAGGCGCGCCAACGCGUUCCUGGAGGAGCUGCGGCCCGGCUCGCUGGAGAGGGAGUGCCGCGAGGAGCGCUGCUCGCUGGAGGAGGCCCGCGAGAUCUUCCGGGACGCGCGGCGCGCCGAGCAGUUCUGGCUUUCUUACACCGACGGGGACCAGUGCGCCUCGAACCCGUGCCGGAACGGAGGCUCCUGCGAAGACCAGCUCCAGUCCUACAUCUGCUUCUGCCCCGACAGCUUCCAGGGCCGCAACUGUGAGACAAACAAGAAGGACCUGCUGGUCUGCGUGAACGAGAACGGAGGCUGUGAGCAGUACUGCAGUGACCGUGCCGAGGGCGGGCGCUCCUGCCGCUGCCACGAGGGGUACACGCUCCAAGACGACGGGGUGUCCUGCGCGCCCACAGCCCCGGAGCCCAGCCCUCACCAGCUCAUCAUCAGGCAUGAAGCCCCGGCCGACGUCUUGCUUCCUGCAGUGGAGUACCCGUGUGGGAAGAUCCCUGUCCUGGAGAAGAGAAACGGCAGCAACGCCCAAGGCCGCAUCGUGGGUGGCAGGGUGUGCCCCAAAGGGGAGUGUCCUUGGCAGGCUAUCCUGAUGGUGGAUGGGGUGCUGCUAUGCGGGGGAACCCUGCUCGACGCUGCCUGGGUGGUCUCCGCCGCGCACUGCUUCGAAACCCGGAAGAACUGGAGAAACCUGACGGUGGUCUUGGGGGAGCAUGACCUCCGCGAGCAAGAGGGCGAGGAGCAGGUGCGGCGCGUGGCCCGGGUCUUCAUCCCCGACAAGUUCGUCCCCGGCAAGACAAACCACGACAUUGCUCUGCUGCAGCUGAACAGGCCCGUGACUUUCACAGACCACGUGGUGCCCCUAUGUCUGCCCGAGAAGAGCUUCUCCGAGAGGACACUGGCCUCCGUCCGCUUCUCGACCGUCAGCGGCUGGGGCCAGCUGCUGCACAGGGGCGCCACGGCCGUGCAGCUCAUGGCCAUCGACGUGCCCCGCGUGAUGACCCAGGACUGCCAGGAGCAGUCGCGCCAGUGGGAGGGCUUGCCCGCUGUCACCGAGAACAUGUUCUGCGCUGGCUACCUGGACGGGAGCAAGGACGCCUGCCAGGGGGACAGCGGGGGCCCGCACGCCACCAAGUUCCAGGGCACCUGGUACCUGACGGGCAUUGUCAGCUGGGGGGAGGGCUGUGCGGCCGAGGGCCACUUCGGGGUGUACACCAGGGUGUCCCGGUACAUCGAGUGGCUGCACAGGCUCAUGAACACCAACACAACCCUGCGAGGCCUUCUCCGGGCCCCGCUGCCCUAGCCCCGGCCCAGCGCCCCCCGGGAAUAAAGCUGUUGCCUGCCUCUCCCUCGAA